AUGAAUCUUAAACUAAAUUCUAGUAAUCUUCCUUCUUCUUUUAACAAUUUAAUUAUUGAAACAAAUAACGAAGUAACCAAAAUACGUUCAAAUCUAGUAGAUUUAUCCAGUAUAGGUAAGUGGAUGGAAGAAUUUUCAAUUCUUACAGCCACUAAGUGGAACGUUCGAUCAUCAGUUCCAAAGGGAAAAUACAUUCAAUGCAAAAAAAAUUUUGUGUGCCAUCAUAGUUCGUAUCACAAGGUCAAUAAAGAUAGUAACAAAAGAGGACUGUCUAAAAACACAAGUUGCAAAGCUCAAGUGAAAUUUGUGAUUAAAGUAGAUACUGUAUCUACAAGAAAAACUGAUCCAUUUGUGAAAGUAAGAUAUCUGUAUUCUGUGUAA
Messenger RNA from Sipha flava (yellow sugarcane aphid), 381 nucleotides. RefSeq lists its product as uncharacterized. The record is from RefSeq and is a predicted model, not a curated record. The transcript has 2 exons. Bases 1 to 381 code for a protein of 126 amino acids. Lineage: Eukaryota; Metazoa; Arthropoda; Insecta; Hemiptera; Aphididae.